Messenger RNA from Lottia gigantea (owl limpet), 2868 nucleotides. RefSeq lists its product as hypothetical. NCBI's taxonomy places the organism in Eukaryota, Metazoa, Mollusca, Gastropoda, Lottiidae. The record is from RefSeq and is a predicted model, not a curated record. Gene Ontology annotation, biological process: vesicle-mediated transport. Bases 1 to 2514 code for a protein of 837 amino acids. The transcript has 11 exons.
AUGUCUUUUCUAAAAGCUUCAAGCGGCAGUGCCAGUUUGUCAACUUCAAAACAAAGUGAAUAUGAAGGGAAUACAUUUUUUAUAUUUGACCAUACAGUAUUAAAGAGAGAAGAAGAUGAUUUAAAAGAUGCUAUUAUAUAUUACUUUCCUACUAUUGACCCUGAUUCUCAGUGUGCAUUAGUAGGUCAGAUUAUUGGAAUGUCAGAAUUCUUCUAUAAUGCUAUACCUAGAUCACGACCUAAUAUCAUGAAGUUACAUCAUAAUAAAUUUGUUUUAAGACAGAGGGGAGACUACACUUUUAAAUUAGGAACAGAGUUUUUAUCUGGUUUAAAACUAUUAUGGGAUAUAUAUUUACCAUUCUGUGAGAAUGUAGGAGAUGUAGUUGGUCAGAUGUUUCAAAUGCUUCCAACUGUUAAUAUACCAAAGUCCAGUAGCCAGUUGUUUCUACAUGCUUCCCAUAUAUUACAACGUUCAGUAUUAUAUAGCAACGUACUAGCAGGAGCUAUUUUAUACCGUAAUCAAUGUUUAUGUUCUCAACUACCACCAAACCUAACCAAACGUCUUCUACUUCUAAAACCUAGACAAACACAUAUAACAAGAGCUCAAGUCAAAACCAGUUUUGAACUUCCACAAGGUAUUCAGUUAUUGAAAGUUUUCCUCAAAACUGAUGAGUAUGAACAUAUCAGUCCACGAAAAUGCUCAUCUUUGAGAAAGAAACAUUCUGUCAGAGAUUUAAACAUAAUCUCAAAAGAAUCUGUAGGAAUUGAAGGCAUUUCUUUCUUAGAAUGUGAUAGUGGUCAACAAAAAGAUUUGGAGAGAGUAGAGAAUGCCACUGUAGAAACAAAUGAAUCUCAAAAUAUUGAACAAACAGACAAAUCUGGUGGAGGACUAAGAACUGAAUCAGAAGUAAAUAAAGAGUCUGAUUCAUUUCUUACUGCCAGUGAUCAGGAUGACACGAAAGACACUGAAAAACAGGAUCAUUUCAGUUCUCUUCCUUUAUUAAAACAAACUUUAGCAUUUAUUGAGAAAGAUAGCAGUCUGGACUCUAGUCAUGGUGAUGAUUUGAAAGCAGAAGUGAAAUCUAAAGAAAUAAUUUCUGUAACAGAUGCAGACUCUCCUGUCAAUGAAGAUACAAAUAGUGUUAUUUGUCUUUCUCCACAAAAUUUAGACAACAGUCAGAAUUUAGAUCAUUUUUCUGAAAAUGUCAAUUUUUCAUCUCCAGUGAGUAGUCGGAAUUCUGGGACUGAAAAAACAAAAGUAGAUUCUGUGGACACCUGCAUGCCUUCUUCUUCACUGAAGUUGUCUUUUACACCAGAACAAAGUCCAAUAAGACAAGAUGUUUCAUUGGAUACAACAUCUUCUGAGGACUUGUCCAUGGGAGAAAGUUGUGUUGAUCCUCAAGAGGUUAAAAAACAUGCGAAAUUGUUAUUUAAGACACAGCAGAUGGUCACGAAUCAAGACACUGUUCAACAAAGUGACAUAGGACUUGGAAGUAAUACCACUUCACUUCACACCAAACAAAUUGCUGAGGUUGUUUCUAGUGAUAGGAAUAAAAAUAACCCAACAGAUCUUAAAUCUCCUUCCAUAGCAACUGAAGAUUCUGUUGAUGUUGCUGUGGUUUGUUCUUCUAAGUCAGAUAGCAAAACUGUGCAAUUCGAUGGUGAUUCUGGAAUAGUUAAUUCUAUUGAGUUUCAGCAACCAACAGUUGUUAAUAGCUCAGUUGUUCCCACUGCCCUGGAUGUUAUAGCAGAUGAGGAGGAAAAUAAGUUCAUUAAAAGUAGUGGUAGUUCUUUUACAUCAGAUGAAACUCAGAAUACAGAGGCUUUUGGCAUCUCAACAACUGAUUCAUUAGCAUCUUUAGAAUCUAUGUCUAUGUCACCACCUCCUGUAAGGAAAAAAUCUGUCACAUUUUCAAAGACCAAAUCACCUUUGAACACUAGUGAUGGAGCUGAAGAAAACAAAGGCUGGGAUCCAGCAACAGAUGACCUUGCAGAUAUUGUGUUGUAUGCUCAAGGUCACUCUGAUAUGAUGAUGUUAUUGUUUUUCGAGAUUGGAACAAAAUGUGAACAGAAAUUCAUAACAAAUUUGUGGAAGUCAUCAGUUUCACAUCUGGCUGAUUUAGAUUAUGAAGUUAAAGAAUGUUUAUCAAAAGAAAAGCGAGAUAGGAAGACAUCUAAAACUAGUGAGAAUUAUCAGUAUCUCAAAUAUGAUUCUCUAAUGCAGACUAUGUCAGGAAAUACACUAGAACCAAUAUCUAGUGUGGGAUACGAAUUUAUAAAUACAGCCAGUAAAAUACAUGAUAGUUUUCUUUCUUCUAAAACAACAACACAAGUUCUUCUAAGAUCUCACACUUCAGCCUGUUAUGGAUGUCAGGCGGUCUACAAUGAAACAUUCUUUCAAACUAGUCCAACAGCACGAGAACAUGGUGGCUGUCCUUCACCUAAAGAUACAGUGUUUGCUCUAGAUAGUCUAGCUGCUAGUAAAUUAGAAAAACACAACGAAUCAUUAUUAUAGUAAAAUCUUCGUCUUUGAGCCCAAAUUGAAACACUUCCAAAGAUUUUGCCUUCCACUGAAUUCUGCAAGGGUAUUCAUAUCCAUUCCCAAACUGGCAAAUAUUUCCACAGUAUAUAAACAGUGAGCAAUUUGACUUGAACUAGUGCUGUUCUUUACCAGAUUCAAUAUUGAAUUUGUUCCCUUUGUAGUUAUAUGAUAUUUAUUGCUAGCUUGUUAUAAUCAAUAUGAUAUACACAGCCUCAAGCUAUGAUAUAUAUUUCUAUUGUUAACGAUUUAUAAAGCUUAUUUUUUAAUAUUUGUUAAUUUGUUACUCUAUAUAAACUUGUUCAUGUUAAAAAUAAAUCAAACAUUGCC